AUGAAAUUUUCAAAAGCUGAGGGAUGGAAUGUUUUUUUAUUACUAAAAUCAAUCGAACAAAAUUUUUGUCCACAUGUAUCAACCGAAUUUAUGGACUUGUUUAUUAAUGAAUUCUUUGUUGGGGCUCAGAAUUUUCAAUUAACAAUGUACUUUUUAAGAUUUUUAAUACCAACUGGAAACAUAAAUGUAGUAAAACUUAUCCAUUUAAAAUUCAAUGUAUUGUUUUCAAGAAGGUACUCUCAAAAGAAUAAAACAGGUGUUUUAGAACUAAAAGAAUUAAAAGAAUUAUUAUCAUUUGCUUUAAGAAAAGACUAUGUCGAAAUUUUUCAAAUUUUAGUGCAAUACGCCAAUUUAACAAAAUUAGAAUGUGAAAAGGAAUUAAAAGAAACGAAAUUUUCAAUAAUAAAAGAAACCAUUCUUUUAAAGAAUGAUUAA
Messenger RNA from Dictyostelium purpureum, 435 nucleotides. RefSeq lists its product as uncharacterized. The transcript has a single exon. Bases 1 to 435 code for a protein of 144 amino acids. The record is from RefSeq and is a predicted model, not a curated record. NCBI's taxonomy places the organism in Eukaryota, Evosea, Eumycetozoa, Dictyosteliales, Dictyosteliaceae.